CGUUCGUGCCACACACAGCAUGGCGCCGAGGCUGCCUUCUCUGCUGUGGGCAGAGCGGCCGUCAAGCAGGAGCGGCCGCAAAACGAACCUCGAUUUUGCGACAGCGAGUGGCGGGCGGGUGCGGCGGUAGCGGCGGCGGGAGGGGCAUAAUAAAGCAGUGAAGAGGAACUGAGGGAAGGAAGUAUUGCAUGUCUUACUGAUCAGAAAACUGUUUCUGAAAUAUUUGGACAAACUACAUAUAUAUGUAGUAAAAUCUGAAAAGGUUGAAAGUGUGUGGAGAGCAUGGGUUACGAUAUUGAGCGUUUCGUUGGCUACGUCAAUGAAGGGCUAUUAUGCUCCAUCUGCCGCGAUGUGUUAGAAGAUCCAUUACAGGCUCCUUGUGAACAUGCUUUCUGUACAGCUUGUAUACAUGGAUGGCUCGUUCAUCACAGUAACUGCCCUGAAGACAGACAGAUUAUUGAUGUGUCUUUGCUACGGCCUCUCUACAGAUAUAUGAGAAAUGAUUUAAACCGUCUUCAGCUACAUUGCAAAAACAGGGAGUACGGCUGUCAAAUGGUUUGUUCUCUGGAGUCUAUAGACAGGCAUGAAAGGGAGUGUGAAUACAGUCAAAUACCUUGCUCCAAUGCUGGCUGUACAGUUCAAGUUGAACGACGUAACUUAGACAGUCACCUGACAGUGUGUGAAUAUCGGAGCCGUGAAUGCCCCAAUGGCUGUGGUUACACCAUUCUCAGUGUGGAAGACACACAGCAUAACUGUGUGGCAGAGCUAAGAACCGAGCUAGAACUACUUCGGUCAGAAAUGAUCUGCAGAGUGGAGGAGGCAAAGCAUGAGAUGGAGUCAAGGUUAGAUUCACAGAGGAGGCAUAUGGUCCAAAAAGAGAGUAUUCUGCAAAAUGAAAUUGAAGAACUGAAGAGUCAGAUGUCACGAAUGAUGUCAGAUGUUCGCUCGCUGAUGGCUGCAGAGAGGCAGCACCGUCAGGAGCUGGAGCAGGCAGAGCUGGAAAAACGGGAAUUAAUGGAGCUGCUGAGGGGGCUGCAGAAGGACUGCCGGUUAACCACUGCAGAAGGAAGCAGGAAGCCGACAAACUUCCGCCCUCUGACACGACUGGAAAGCGUGAAACGAAAACCUAGGGAAGUUACAGUUAUCUAAACAGAAGUAAGCUCAAAAAGCACUUUCCUCUAUUUUCCAUGCCCAUCCGACUAACUUUUCUACUUUGGACAAAUGACUGGUAAACUUUACUUGCUAUCUUUUAAGAUCUAUAUUACUAUAUUUUCUUUUGGGGCAUAUAAACAAAUGGAAGAAUUUUCUCUUAGGGAAUAUUGGGCAUUAAAGCCAGUAGUUGACAAAUACAUGUUUACCUAAUGUUUUCAUAAAAAGGGAGAAAGAGACUUGAUUUGUCAUCUCUUCAGUGUGUCAUUUACAGGAGUCUUUCAAGCCUUUGAAAGUCAAAGAUAUAUAAAGGUUGUUACCUUCCGGGUCCAUUGUAGUUUGCCUAAGUAGUUUAUACUUAUGCUUGAAAAGGAAAGAAAAUGUGAUCAUCAGUAAUGACAUUUGGGAUGUCCUUCAUUGUGGGAAAAGUCAGUAAUAGAAUUAGUAAGUCAGUAAUAGAAAUUAAUAGAUCUUUGUUUAUAGUCUGUAGAAGAUCUGUUUCAGAGGUGGAAAGAAAGCACUUUAUAUUGUAAUUCUCCUGCUGUGUAAUAGCUUCAGGUGAGGUUGACUUUUACUUUAGAGCUUUUCUAAUUUCCCAGGCUGAUACACACUGAAGAGACUAAUACCAAAGCCUGAAGUAAUAGAGUCAACCAGAACCUUUUAAAUACUUGUGUGUGUUACUUGGAGUUUGUGGGAGGGGGUCUGCAUUUGAUUUAAAAAUUUGAAGUUUUUAUAUGUGCAAGUAUCAACUAUUUCUACAGGGUCCUUAAAGCUGAAGACCAGCCUGUUUGGUACUCAGUAUCUUUAAAGCCUAUAUAAAUUUCUUCUAGCAGGUUUAAGGCUACAGGUUUUCUUUAUAUAAAAUUUCUUCUAGCAGGUUUAAGGCUACUUGAACAUUAGUGUCCACAACAGACAAACAUUUGUACAGUCACUUGGACUUCAGGUGUCUUGAUUAGUACUCAAGUUUGCAGUUGUGUAAGACCCAUGAAUACUGAAUCACAGGGGCAUUUAUCUGUAAGGACUGCAUGAAAAAUAUGUAUAGUUCAUUGACUUUUCUCUAAACUUCUCACCCAAGCUGUUCUCAUGGGUUUCACUGGUAUAACUAAGCCAUAGCCUGUUGCAGCUCUCCAGUGGAGUCACUAGGGAAGAACCUGGCUGCUGUUCACCAAAUGUGUUAAAUCAGCUUUGAACUUUCAGUAUAAUGUGUGCAGGUGCAGCAGUCUGAAUAAGCUGAUUUUAUGGUUUAGAAAGCAAAUAGAUGACUGUUCAUGCCUUGCUAUCACUCAGAGCAAUGCUUUUAUGGCUAAUGGCAUAACCAAAGAGAGAGGCAACAGUCUUCUGUGGCACAUACGUUACAUUAUGAAGACUUGCAGUCACAGCUGUCUGAUUUCAGGCAUUAAUAAAUCCUUCUAACUUGCUGUUUCUUUAGUACCACUGAAGCAGAUAUGCACAUGUUCAGAUCUUGUGCGUUUAAAAACUGACAGAAAUAACUCUUCUGUAAAUGUUUUGGGUUUCUUUUUUCUGAAAGAGAACAUUCAUAGCAAGAGUUAUGUCCAAAUAUUUACUUGGUUUCAGUCCUUAUAUUGUAGAUGAAAUUACAUUCAUUGCCAGUAGUUAAAUCACUAUAGCAGUCUCACUAACUCGUGACAUGGCACAUCUCUUAAGCAACCAUAUUAACAAUCUGAACCAGUAAAACAGUAGCUGUAAUUUGGGAAGACUUGCAUUCACGCUAAACAUUCAGUGGUCAAUUCAUUCACAUCAGUGUGGAUAUUAAAGCUGCAGGUAGAAAGUAAGAAUGCGUUUAUUACCUUCUGUUCUAAAUAAGGUAGCUGUUGGUGUCUGUUAUCUGUGUGCCUCUAUUUCAGCAUUCACUCUAAUUUUGAAGCUUCUUGGCAACACCAGAUUUCAUGCUGUUAGAAUCAAUCAGUGCUUUUUUUGCUGUAGCUGUGUGGUUCUAUCAUGUGAAUUUAUGUCCUUGCUUAACAUAAAAGAAAAAAAAAUACUUCAAAAUCCUGUAGAAUUCAGAUGAACUGGAUCAUCUUUCCCACAUUGGAGGGCAGUAACCUAAUCUUUCUGUUCUGAACACAUGAAAAAGCAAGUUAUUAGAUCUGCGCUUUCUCCAUAACUAGAUCUCUGCAUUGGUCUGCUUUAGGAGUUUCACACACUUCUUUCACUAAACUCCUCCUAGUACAGGAAAUAGGGUUUAUUUAAUACUUACUUAGCAUAUGGUGUGCUGUCUGUCCCCUACAUGACAGAUGAAACUGCAGAAAACACAGGCUAGGUGGUAAGGAAGAACUUUAAUCCGCACAGUCUAUUUAGCUUCUAGCUGCUGGUUCUGAACUUCCAGUAUUCAAAUGUGGCAACACUUUGGACCCACCUGCUGCUGGAAUGACUCAUCAGCUUGGGUUUCCUUUAGCAGCAAAGAAGCACUUGCAGAGAUAUGUUAAAUUGUCAUGCUAGUAGUUGAUAGCACCAGAUCCUUCCGGAAAGUUACUUUAAGCUUAAUCGCAUUCAUCUGUGUUGAUAACUGUUCUGCACUUAAGACGUUCCU
Messenger RNA from Melopsittacus undulatus (budgerigar), 3700 nucleotides. RefSeq names its product RING finger protein 151-like. Gene Ontology annotation, molecular function: zinc ion binding. The coding region runs from base 283 to 1149 and encodes 288 amino acids. The transcript has 7 exons. Lineage: Eukaryota; Metazoa; Chordata; Aves; Psittaciformes; Psittaculidae. The record is from RefSeq and is a predicted model, not a curated record.